Molecule: messenger RNA, 1152 nt
Organism: Thalassophryne amazonica
Lineage: Eukaryota; Metazoa; Chordata; Actinopteri; Batrachoidiformes; Batrachoididae
Gene: rcvrn2
Product: recoverin 2
Exons: 3
Coding region: 287-868 (193 amino acids)
Molecular function (GO): calcium ion binding
Source: RefSeq, a predicted model, not a curated record
UUGUCUUACACAACGCACAGGUAAAUAUUUGUGAUUUUCUUCCUCACUGUUUUAUUUUGUCAAAUAUCUAAUGUGUUUUUUUUUCUGAAACCACUUGGAAAGCUCUUUUUGGCCACUGAGAUAUCAAAGAGAAAAUCUGAAUCUUCAAUCAAACACCAAUUUUAGAUAAAGAAGAGGGUCAUCAGGCACAGAAGAAGAAAAUCUUCAAACUUAUAUUGUGGCAAAUUAGCUGCCAGUGGGGGUUUCACACAGGUGACACAUUACUCAGACAAUAAAAGCUUCCAACAUGGGGAAUGCAACAAGUGGCGCACUAUCAAAGCAGAUCCUGGAGGACCUGAAGCUCAACACCAAAUUCACCCAGACUGAGAUCUGCCAGUGGUAUGAGAACUUUCAGAAGCAGUGUCCGACAGGGCGCAUUUCGCCAGAAGAGUUUGAGCAGAUCUAUACCCGCUUCUUCCCAGAGAGCGACGCCAAGAGCUAUGCCCGACAUGUGUUUCGUUCAUUUGACACCAACGCAGACGGCACUCUGGAUUUUAAGGAGUACAUCAUCGCACUGCACAUGACCUCCACCGGGAAGACGACCCAAAAGCUGGAGUGGGCCUUCUCGCUGUUUGACGUGGACAAGAACGGAUACAUCACCAGGACAGAAGUGACUGAGAUCUGCCAGGCCUUAUUUAAGCUGAUACCCAGAGAUGAGCAGAAAAAGUUGCCAAAUGAUGAGAACACACCCGACAAGAGAGCCAGAAAGCUGUGGUCAUACUUUGAAAAGAAAGACAACGAGCGACUGACUGAAGCAGAGUUCAUCAGAGGAGUGGUUGAAAAUGAAAACGCAAUGCGUCUUAUCCACUACGAAGCAAUGAAGCAAUAAAAUCAAAUGUACGUCCACUUUUCUCCCUCUGUAGACUCUUGACCUGGUUUUUGGGUUUUUCCAUUCCUCUUCUUGUACGAUGUGAACAAACCCUGUGCUAAAUACUUUCCCUGAAAUAUACUGUGCAAAAAAUUUUAAUAUUUAAUGUGACUAAAACUUGAAGAAAUAAGUAAAAGCUGCUAAAUAUGUAACAUUUAUGAAUAAAUAAAUGACCUGGCGUACAUCUUGAACAGCUACAAACAUGCAACACAAGACAGAGAAGCUACAAGAGUGGUCAAAUGGAA